Zophobas morio is the source of this 969-nucleotide messenger RNA. RefSeq lists its product as uncharacterized. The transcript is spliced from 3 exons. Gene Ontology annotation, molecular function: single-stranded DNA endonuclease activity; metal ion binding; nucleic acid binding. The coding region runs from base 1 to 969 and encodes 322 amino acids. The record is from RefSeq and is a predicted model, not a curated record. Lineage: Eukaryota; Metazoa; Arthropoda; Insecta; Coleoptera; Tenebrionidae. Gene Ontology annotation, cellular component: nucleus; mitochondrial inner membrane. Gene Ontology annotation, biological process: apoptotic DNA fragmentation.
AUGUCUUCGUUUACAGAGUUGGUAGCACUUUUUUUAACAGUUCUUACAUUAGAAAGUGCUGCGAACCCUGGCCCACCACGUUGUUAUAUCAAUCUGGUGGACAACCCUGAUAACGCCUCCCCUUUGAUAGUGGACAGCCACUACAAUUUUCCUACCCCAAAUAAUGGAACCCUUUUGUCAACGAUGACUGGACAAGUACUUUACUGGGCAUGCCCUGGAGGCUACUUCAACAAACCUGGUUUUAAUGUCAACGGCCAAGUAGCAUACUGUGGAGACGCACUAAGACCACAUCUGACGGAAAUUCAUACCAACCCCGACGUCUUAUGUGAACUAGAUUCCAGUAAACUCGUUAGAAUAGGCUACAACGUCAACAAUAACUUCGUCAAAGUACUGGAUGUUUGCUUCCAAACAGACGUCAACAUUCCUCUGUACACUAAAUAUACGUUAAGCAGAUGGGCAUCUUUGAUACCAAAUCACCGAAAACCACCAAGUCGGUAUGUUUACGCCCUAUCUACAAUUCAGGUGGAUGUGGCUAACGUGUACAACGACAUCAACAGCAAUCUAGACAAUUUGGGACUUGGUAAUUACGUUAAUGAUACGUUUUAUUUGAGAAAAGGAAGUCUUGCGUCACAGUGGGACUUUCUUUACACGUAUCAAAGAGACGCAACUUUUGAUUUGACCAACGUGGCACCCCAAUGGAACUCAGUUGGUAAUGGUAACUGGGAGGCGAUAAUUUCAGGAGUUCAGAAGUUUUUACAAAAUCAAGGGACUGGAGAUGAAGCUAAAAUUAUCAGUGGAACGUUAAAAGUAGCGACUCUAACAAAUUCAUCUGGUUCGAAUGUGGAACUUUAUUUGUUGAAUGGUCAAGUUCCAGUUCCAAGGUGGUUUUGGAAGUUGGUAUAUAUUUCUGAGUUGAAUGUUGGCGCUAUAUUUUUUGUGUAUAAUAAUAUAGUGAACCAAGAGUUAUAA